Molecule: messenger RNA, 11872 nt
Organism: Athalia rosae (coleseed sawfly)
Lineage: Eukaryota; Metazoa; Arthropoda; Insecta; Hymenoptera; Athaliidae
Exons: 6
Coding region: 9902-11863 (653 amino acids)
Biological process (GO): regulation of transcription by RNA polymerase II
Cellular component (GO): nucleus
Molecular function (GO): RNA polymerase II cis-regulatory region sequence-specific DNA binding; DNA-binding transcription factor activity, RNA polymerase II-specific
Source: RefSeq, a predicted model, not a curated record
GUUAUUUUCGUCUGAACGUAUUAAAUACGUACCUGCAACUGCACAUCGCAGGACAAGCAUAUAUUGAAGUUUCGCGUGUCAUCUUCGACGUUUUGUUUACCUCGUUUGGAUAUCGCGAAGAAUUGCGCGGAUCGAUGCCCCUCGAUCGGAGUUUUACCCAAUCGAUGUAAUUUUACGAUCGUCGUAACUAUGAGAGGAAAAAAGGUUCAAUGAAAGUUUUGCACAAGAAAGCUGUUACCUCGCGCAAAGAAAUCUCUAGUUCUCGACUCCGGUUUCAGCUCUCGAUAUUAUUAUUUUUUGUUUUUUUUGUUUUUUUUCAUUCAGUUGAAUGGAGAAAGUAAAAGUUCAUCUGCGGCAGUAAAAGCAGGUGAUUUCAGACUAGUAUUUAAGUUUUGCGCUGCGAUCGUGCGGCACAGAGUUGCCGGUGUAUUAUAACUCUCUCGAAAUAUCAGAGGGCGUGCGAAAGUCAAAAUUACUGAAAUUGUUCUACCCAUAAAGGCGUCCGCCUUGAACCCAAUGACUUUGGCUAUUUCAUUCCUUUUCCUUCACACCUAUAAUGUUUGUACACUCCGCUUCCUUCGCUUGUUUUUACUCCCAAGUGCCUCCAUGCCGCUCCUUUCUGAUCAUCUCACACAACAAGCGCGUAUGUUCUGCUGAAAAUAAUUACCAAAAAAUACUUCUCAUUGAUUGAUAAUAAUCGCUAACCGAUUCUUCUCGUAUCCGCAUCACCGUUGCGAUGAAAAUUUUGUUUUCGAUUGUUUCAUUUCUUUCGACCUUCCCCUUUUUUCAUGAUAUUACGCUAUGUAAAUUUCCAUCAUCCGUUAUAACUCGAUUUUGUUUUCGUCUAAAUUUUACUUGUCUUGUACUCCGAGGCCCGUUAUGCAAUCAAUAAUUAAUCCUAUUAUACAUGUAUACGUAUCGCCAGUUCCUUCUUAAUCUUAUCAGAAGUUAGUUUAUGAAAACGUUUUUCGGUCACGGCACUCGCAAGGCUGAAUCGCGCGCACUUGGAAUAUUUCAUCUGUUAUUCGAAAUUAUUCAAUCAAUUUCGAUAAUUGUCGGCACCGUUGAUCAUGUGUAUUAUAUGUGCUGUUCAAUUGCUCAACAAUCAUAAAUUCGUUAUUAUACAGCAUAAUUGAUAAUUGUCAGCCAAUGAACGAGCGAAAGUUGAAUGGAAAUUUAGUCGUUAAAUAAAUUCAAACGUACUUUUCUGUUAUCUAUGCAAAUUAUCGGAACUCGUUGCCUUUUUUUUUUUGUUUGUUCUUCUCUCUUCAAUCCGCAAAGUUAUUAAGAAUAAAUCGCGACUCGUGUGACGCGUGAUCAUCGGAAACUAGUAUUCCUGCAAGGUAUAUAAUUAGACAACAAUUACCGUCCGAUUUGCUUCGUGAAAAGCUCGAUAGAAAUUUUCAGAACGACAUCGGUAUAUUCAAAUACCUACGUUCCUCUUACGACGAAGCCCUUAUCAGUUCGCGGUGUAAUGGGACCAUUUAUUUCUUAUCGAUCAGUCAUUUGGUCGCACAAUCUUUAGCACCGACAUGACGCAUGUAAUGUCACUUUGUUUUUCCUCCUUUGUCCAAUAAAUAUCCAGUAAUACGAGAUAUUCCAUUCACCCGUGUGAAUAAACCGCGUACAGGUAUUUAAUUGGAAAAUAUUAUUCCAGUUUAAUAACCAUUAGUUGGCUUUUUUUAAUCUUACAUUUUUCCUCUUCAUUCCUUUAUCGUAGAUGGAUUUAUAGCCACAUCUGUACACCUUGCAUAAUCGUAUUUAAGAGUUUUCCUGCAUCCUUGAUCCGAUUACGCAGAUCUUGAUCUAUGCAGAUUGUGACGUGCAUACCUCUGUUUUACCGCGUGUCUAAGAGAGCCUAGAAGAAAUCAUCGCUCAGGAAACCGCAAUUAUCCGCUUGCGGCUGCCACGACGGUUGAUGUAUCCAUGUAAUUGCAAUAUUGCUAUGGGGUUUCAUCGAGGGGUUUCUCCAUCUCGAUUUGACCACUUCUUUUUUUUUUUCCUCAACGUGGAAUAUCUUCAGAAAUAUACUUCGGCUCCUUUACUUCCUUUUUUGAUCCAUAUUUUUAGCUCGGUUAUCCUAUACACCCUACACUGUAAAUUAUCUCUCAACGAAUACGUGAAGAACGAAAAACAAGAAGAAGAGAAAAUAAGAAACGAGUUAAUUACUAAAAAAAAUUGUUAUUGCGGCGUUAACGUUUCGAUAUCAAAAACUUCGUACUUUCAUUUACAUUGCAAACGCCAUUUGCAGCAGGAAGAAAGUAAAAAUACAUACUGUGUUAAAUAUAAUUAUUUUAUACGAACAAUACGAUGCCUUUCGUUUGGCUCAAGAUUCGGAAGAAUUUACAAGCGGUUUUUCAAAGUACAUAUUGGGCCUCCAUUUCCUGACGGAUUGCAUAGAAUAUUUUCACCCACGUAAAAUUAUCCGGAUUUCUGGCACUUGAAAUUUUCUCCAUCUGGAAUUUGGUACCGAAUCUAAUAAUCGGCAUUCCUCACGUAAAUUUUCUGCAAUCUAGAGUGAAACGCCGAAGCAUCGAUCAGAUCAAACGAUACAAGGUUUGAUUUAUUCUCGGAUUUAUCUCACUUUCUCGCAAUCUGCAUAAUAGAUGGAUUAAAUAUUUUGCAAAUUUUUUCUAAAGAAAGAAAAAUGAAAACGCUACUACGAAGUGUCGAUUAAUGGAAAUAGGUUGACGACAAAAUGACGGGGAAAACUCUUUUGUAAUCAAAACCCGCUUUCGCUGCGUCGCUUUUUGAUUUCUUUUUUUUACUAAUCUCCACAUCUAUCGAUGGGAUAUGAAAUUUUUAUUCAACAUUCCGUGUAACUCAUUCGUCAGAAAUUAAGAGUGCGUAGUUUGUCACGAUGACGUAUCUCUACGGUUGGUAGCGACGCGCGAUAAUUUUUCGCCAUUUAAAAUACGCGUACCUCCCGUACGGUGCAAAAUUCAAUUGUCGAGUCGAAAAAAUGUGACGAGUCCGGAUGUGCACGAAUGCCAAAAUUAACCACACACAACGUUGGUGUGAAUCGAAUCACCAAUCCAAAUUGCACAGAAAAUAAUUAUGAUAAAGAAAAAGAAUUGCUCUUGGUACGUGGGUAUGAUACAUCGAAUUCGUUUGAGUAAUUAGUUAAAAAUAUCAUAUGAAAUCGAGGUAAUUCAUGAGCUGCAUAACUUAUGCAAUAAUGCAUGAGAAACAACGGAAUAUCCGAGGCAGGAUAUGAUCAUCGAGUGGAGCCAUCGGUGUGACGAUGACGAACCGUUUCUAUAACGGUAGUUAGCACACGAUACUUCACGCCGUAUAAAAUGAUAAAAAGCGAUAUAGGUAGAGAGGAAUAUCUUUGAAGAGGGCAAAGAACGUCGUCGACAAUAUAAUUUGUUUUAAAGACACAUAAAUAUUCGUGUCAAUAAUUAAUUGCGCUGCAGCUGUGGGUGCGAAUACCUGAGACUAUAAGGUAUUGUUACUUUAUAAAUAAAUUCGACGCGGGUAUUUUCGAUGAGAAUGCUAAAAUGACGUAGAGAGAGAGAGAGAAAGAGGAGAGAAAGAGAGAGAAAGAAAGGGAAUACGAGAGAUCUGGAAUCAUCGUGGACGUCAUUAUGCACUAAACUAAACGCGAUUUGAAUACAUACCUAAAACCGGUUAUCACUUCACAGAUAGAUAUACAAACCUACUGAUCAAAUUUCCCUGAUAGUAUGGAUAAUAAAUUCGAUCAACCUCGUUGAAGAUUGAUCAAUAUCUAUAUGCAUAGUGAAAUAUUCAGCCGAUCGAUAACUCCUCUUUAUUUUUUUCAUCGAGAGAUAAGGAACUCUUUUUUUCACUGUAACGUCAAUUCAUUUAUUCAUCGAAUCAAAAACGUUAAAUUUAUAUUUGUGCGCCUCAAUCGGGGACACAGUGGUAAUGAGAGCAGACCGUUACACGAUACACAUGGUACGGAUAAAACAAGGAAAUGGUCGAUUCAUAUGUUCAAGAACUUUUUUUCUCUUCUCUCCUCACGAGUCUUCCUUGUAUAAUCUUAGAAAAUUUUAUCUAUUCAGGAUUUCAAUCAUUAAAAAUAAUCGCGUGCGUGCAAUUCCGGGAUCAUAAAAACUACCUCGAUUCGACGGUUGCGAAAAAAAAAAAAAAAAAAAAAGAUUAAUCGAAAUCGACAGUGAGGAAUUGUCAUUAAUUACGCGUAAGAGAUAUUCAUAAGCUUAUGGAAUAGAACCAUGAAUCUCCUGCAAGAGACAUUCUGUCUGUUUGGUAAAAAAUUAUUUUUCCUAAACACCUCGUUUGCCUUGUACGAGGCCUGAAGUCAAGGUGCCGCCUGGUGAAAUUCGUACGCAGCCAACAUACGUCAAUGUGCUGCGGGUCGUCGUACUGCAAGGAGACGGAAAAAUUAUCGUCCUUACACACGAAUUUUAGAUAAUUAUUAAAUCGAUGAUAACAGGGCUACGAAAAAACUCGCUAGUCGCAAGUACCUCGACGUCACGUGUUUUUACAGUUUGAUUAAAAAUUUAUCAACCGAAAACUUCAUCAUUCUCUCGAAUAUUAAAAUAAUUAAGUCGCGCGACCGCGAUUGGCAAAAAUAAAAUACUGUUUGCCUCACUUACGAAAUAUCGUGUUUAAAGAUAGAUUUAAUUCGCGUGUUAAAGUGAGAAAGAAAAAAUCACAUCUAUACUGACGCAACAUUCGGUAAAACGAGUAACGAAAAAAAAGAAGAAAAAAACAAUUUGAACAAAAUCGUUUACUUUAGUUUUUAACUAUUUAAAUUCUUCCGAUUUUUCUUCAUAUAGACUAAUCUGCAUAUCCAAUUAUUAAUCGGCCUUACGAGAUACGUCUGUAUAGGUAUUGAAUAAUAUUCAAGUGCAUAACUGUGAGAAUAUAUGCAGUGUAAUGUUAAAAGCGCAUGAACUUAACCAAGGUCUGUAUACCGAACGAGUUAUCUUUAAAGUAUUUAUAUAAAAUUAUCCUUAUGAUCGCGGUUAGAAACGGCAUUGGACUUCAUCGUACACUAUGUCUGAAAUUUAUGUAAGUCAAAAAUAAAAAGAAACAAAGGCACAAUUUCUCGCUGUAAAUGCCGGCGUGUUCUUGUGCAUAAAUUUACACAUAUACCUAGAUCGGUAGACAUAUAAUUUUUUAGAUCUAGUACGAUUCUGCGAUAGUUAAAAUAAUCAUGUAGUUUAUUAUAUCGUUAAAUAAUUCACAAAAUAGACCUUCAUAUUGAUAAAUCUUUUAAGCUUUUGUAACAAAUUCAAUUAGUUGGUGAAAAAAAAAACCGUUUGUCACGGUACAAAUGCGGAAAUAUAGUUAAUGUAAUAAAGUAAUAAAAUGUAGUGUUAUUCAAUCCAUAAACGCGAGUAUCGCAUAGCCUUGUCUAAUUAGCAUUUUACGAUAAUUAUACUCCUGUGGUAGUAAAUUAUUUUUUUUUUUUUGUCAAUUAAAAUCUGUACACCGAUUUCGAAUUCUCUGCAUCACCAUGCACCACGUACGUACAGUACGAUUCGUUUACCAUUUUGAAAAAAAAUUUAAACAAACAUACACACGUACAAGACGUAUCGUAUUUACCGAUUUUAAUUUCAGAAAAAGCGGCUAGGGGUGUUUUUCAAAAAUAAGAGAAAAAGUAUUGAAACGAAAAAAAAAAGAAAACCAAAAAAGUAAACCUAUGCUCCGUAACGUUUGUCGUGUUCUCGACGGCGCAUAAAUCUGUUUUUUGGGGUGGGGGAGAAAAAAAAAAAAUCUCGGGUGAACGUAUUCGGUCAGGUCUUUUGCGCCCUUCUCCCUUAGAUCCACCUUCCUUCUCCCGUUCUCUUUGACAGAUUUUUCCCUCCUUUUCUUAGACAUUAUUUUAACAAACACGUGCACACAAACACGACUAUCCAGCUCGGAUAUGAACGAGUAUGACAGGUGCUCUAGCAGAGAAAACACAAGUGAAAAAAGGAGAGGGAAAAAAAAUGAGAAAAGAAAAUAAAAUCAAAAAUAAAAAAGUUCGAAAGAAAAAAGAUAAGGUCUUGGGCAGGGCGAGAGAGCCGGUGCAACGGAGAUGGAGACGGGCAAGGGAGGAAAAAAGGGAAAGGGGAAAAGCAACAUAACGUAAGCAUUGCAGAGGGCUGGCAUGCCACAUGUGUCACUUGGUUGAUCAUUUACUUACCAUGUUAUUAUAUUUAGUUGUGUGAGGACGAGGACCUGACUAAUACAACUUUGAGUCAACAUUAACUAUUAUUUUAUAUACACACCGCAUCUUAUAAUGUCGUACCCGCGCCCUGAUGGGAAUUUAUGUUGAAUUUUUGUGGUAUUCAGAGAACUGUAUCGUUCUACGACGACGAUUCUGUCGCUGACUUUGCCGUAUGCGGUUUUUUCUUCUCUCGUCGUUAUCUUUUUUCAUCGAUCAGCUGACGCGUUUUUAAUCAGCGAAAUCGAUCGACGAUCGAGUCUGUAAAUUAAUUCAUGUUUUAUCCUGAUUUUUAAGGAGUACCAGGCUACCCGUAAGGUCUACUUUUUUACGGGUCUUUGAUUUUGCCAUGUUACUUCACACGAGAAAUGGCCAGCAUUUAUAGCUUCAGAGUAGUUUGAACUCUGACUCGACCGUUUCGCUCUCGUCACACGACGCGAAUAUUAUUCAGCUUGUGUAUCACGCGAUUCGCGUCCAUAUCUCGCGUGCAAAAAAUAUUCUCGUUUUAUAGGUAUACCCAUUUAUAAUACCCGUGCCCAUAUCCGCCUCGCAGACAUGGCGUAUGCUGUUCAUUUUUUUUCCAACAGAUUUUUUCUCAAUAUUCUUCAUCUCGCAAUUAUAAGCCACUAUCUAUGCUUGUUCUUCGUCAAGCUACGAGGACUCAGGAUUAAAUAAUUCGUUUCUUUUUCGUUCCUUUAUAAAUCGUCCGCGUAGGCACGUGUCAGGUGAUAAUUAUUCUUCCACAAAGAAAUCAGCGAAUAAACAAAUAAUAAAAUUAGGAAGUUGCGAUUCGUCGAAAGAUUAUCUACAAAUCGUUGAAAAUUAUACUUUCGAAUAAAUCAUUGCUAUCCAAACAGAGGUCGGAUAUUCAAUAUCGAACUAACACCUAAUAAAACUCUUGUGUACCGGACGUCAUUAAAUUAUUAUGAAUCACUCGAAUUAUCUCUUAAUAAUUCCUUCUCGUGGGGACGUUUUUUUGUAUUAUUUUCAGUCAAGGAGAUCUGUUUCGAUCUAACAAAUGGCAGAAUCGCCCACGUUUUUCUUUCAUCAGCGUGACUCGAAUGAAACAGAAUGGUGGGAGUUUAAUGUCAAAAUAUAUUGUCAUAUUUAUUGUAGAUUGAUUCGCGGAAAACAUUAUUCGAUGAACCUGACGAAGGAUGUCGAUUAAAUCUAAAAUUUGCAUCAAUGUCGUGCAAAAGCGUCAUCGUAUACAUAAUAAUCACGUGGUGAAACGCCAACGCCAAACGGCGGUAGGAGAUGAAUAUUUUCUGGGGGAAUGGGCUGUUGAUUUAUUUUCCAAAAUGUGUGAUGCAUAAAAAUAGUUGACAUUUAAAAUGCACGCUGUUGCAUAUCGGGAUAAACAUACGAAUCAACAAAUUACGUCUGGCUCGAAGUGGUGCGAAUCAAAAACGUACAGUAUAUUGAAUUAAAAAAAAUUCACACCAACAUUGUUAUUUGUAUCUACUGUAAAUUUAUUUAUAAUAUCGUUAAAGGUCUCAGACACGAUUCGAUCGAGAACACGUCGCGAUUGUAUAUUUCCGAUGAAAUUAAAUAAAGGUAGCCGCGAUGACGUUCGCAAAAUCGUUCUUACCAAAUAUAAAUUCAGAUUCGUGCCGCAAAUACAUUAUGUCUCAUUUUGUCAAAAACUCGCCAAUACUACUAAUACUAGUUAUAAAAUCGUGUCUGUAGCGUGAAAUUGAAAUACAAUAUUUCAGCGUUAAAUGUGUACAUGUCACGUGUGAAAGUAUUUGAAAAAUUUCACCAAAAAGGGUGCAACAACUAACAAGUUCCCUCUUUAACUUGAUCCUUUUUUUUUUUCUCCUUCUUCAUCUCCUUCUGUGUCCCCUGUAGCUACUUCUUUCUGUAAUUGAGCCCAUUUCGGUCUCCGCAGGUUGGGUUGUCACUAAAACCACCGCAGGGGCUAAAAUUCAAAACCACCCGGGGCUUAUUUUGCUUGUGGGCCCACAACGAUCGGGAGUCGUGUGACCAGAGUCCACUGGGAGGUCCGAGAUGUAAAUUUUCUUUUCCACUCAUAAACUUUGACACGGGGAAUGAAUUCGAUCUCUGGUUCCAUUGCGCCCCGGUGAAGCGAAAGAACUCGCCGCAGUAUCGGCGGGUACCACCACGCGACCCAUCGACUGCGAUUCAAGAAAGUAUCGCACCCGUUAUUCCGAAGGCGAAGGGCAGCAUAUGCAGAAGAAACGAGAGGGCAGCGUACGUUUGGUCCUGCAGCAUCGUGCACGAUGAUGGUUAACUGCUGGGUAACAGUGACGCGUGUACGGCAGCUGGUAUCCAGUUUUUUUGCGUCAAGUCUCUAACCCGCGGCUCGAGCCUCAAGCCGCACAUACGAAUCGUAGAAAGGAGCUCACGCUUACCCCCCUUUUUACCCCGUUUCUUCUCCCUGUUCCCCGUCAGCGCAGCGAGUCUCUCGUCUCGGUUUAUCCUCGCCUGAAACUUUUCUUUCUUCCUCGGUUCGGCUUUUUUUUUUUCUCUUUCUUUCUUAUUUUCAAUUUUUCUUUUAACGCUUCUCCUACAGCAGGUUCGAAGUUGGCUCGUUGCACCCUAUUCGGGUGGUACCAAAGUUGACUCUUUAUUUUGAAACCUAGAUUGUUGGCGAAACGAAAGCAAAUUAAGAGCGUUUAGAUCGUCAAUUGUCACUUCAUUAAGGGUGCGACCCAACUCUCGGGAAACAUAGGAACACGUGCGCGCCAAGUGCAGAAGUGCAUUUUCCAGGGUGGCGAGAGGGUCACCUUAUAUGGGAAACGUAUUUCAUACGAAUGGCCGCGCUGGCAAAGUUUACGCCGUUCGUUGCGCGAAGAGGGGACCGAGGCGAGUCGUUAGCGAUUUCAGCAUUGGGGUCGUUGGGUCGGGUCGGGUCAGAUAAGGGAAGCGUGUCCGUUGUCGCGUUCUUUGACUCUUCGCGGGAAGACAAUUGACUCGCUUCGCGGGGAAUCAUCUUGCGACGAGUGGAAAAUGAGCAGAUUUUGUAAUGCCCCGAUACAAUAUAACUUCGGAGGGAGGGAAUGACGGAAGGCGCUCGAGCUGGUGCGGUAGGAGAAAGCGGUCGAGGGAGCCGCAAGAAAGCAAGAAAGCAAAGGAGAUGAUUGACGAGCGCACAGAUGUCAGUCGCGCGGUUUCAACGAUAACGAUGCUGCUACCGAUGCUGCACCGACCCGGAGCACGCAUGUACGUGUAGGAUUCGUUAGUCUCUCCAGCUCGAUUCGUUGGUUCGUUCGUUUCGUUUGGACGAAACGACGCAUGUACGGACGGACCGACGAACCCCCGUCGCGAACGUGCCCAGCAUUCCCCUCGCAUAUCGUGUACAUAAAAGAUACGACAUCGAACUCGAGCCACGCGAGUGGGCGGCGCCGUUUUGCUUCUUUAAACCCUUCGACUAGCAUCGUGAAUACGCGGUGGGGAGAAAAGUAGACCUAGGGGAAAAACGAUGCAACUUCUUACGGCGUCUCGACGCUCCCAGACUGCCGCGAUUCUUCAUCUCAAGGUCCGUCAGUUACCCUCCGGCAGCCCUAGCGCGUGCACACAUCCAACGAACGGUCGUUGGACAUGAUAUUCCACUGAGUUUUGCAACGUUUUUCAACGGUUAAGAAAUAAUUCCUCGAAAAAACCAAUCCGAUAAAACCUGAACUCGAUAAGAGAUUUAAAUUUAAACAAAAAAAAAACAAAAAAAAACCGCGUGACAAAAAUUUCGCGCCGAUUCCACGUCGUUCGAUACGAUUGUUCGUCGUCCGUCCGUCCGCCAUGCACCUUGAAAAAUACGGUAGCACCGCCGACGAGGAACAUCGUCGCGCUAUUCAGGACGAUUUUCAACGAUCCAACGGAUCGUUGAACAGUCAAACCUGCUGGGGAUCCUCGGUCAGCGAGGCCAGCAGUUUGUCUCCCUUGUUGCUCAGCCCCAGAGAUUCCACCGACUGGGACCAGUACGGAACUACCCUCCAGUACACCUGUUUUCCGUAUCCCUCGACCCCCACGGCUCCGCCACGUCCCGAUAGUGCCACAGACGCGAUUCCGAGCUGGUGCAGCCUCUACGGGGAGUCCGAUGACGCGACGACCGACACAUCUCCUUCUACCCCGAAACACAAACUUCCGUCAAUGGGUACCGCGUUCUCCAGAUCGUUUUACCCCAGUAACGUGCAAGGCUCGGCAAGCUACGCGAAUAACUACAACGGCAAUAACGGUUCACAGUUGUACAACAACAACGGCCACCAGGAACAGAACAUCGCGAAUGUUACCGACGAGUUCGACUUGAGUCUUAUUCGAGGCGAUCCAACUUCGUUGCUCGGUGGAAAUGGGUCCUCACCACCCUGUCCAGCGCCGUAUUUGGACGAUCUUCAGGAGGAGUUGGAUCCUUUCGCUGGUUUCAAUAACUCGUGUUACGCGGUUGGACAUUUAGUGUCAUCGCCACCCACUCCGUUGUCCCAUGGCACGUCGACGACGAAUUCAACGUAUUAUCAGAACAGAGGACAUAUCAACGGAAUUACGUCGAACUCGAACAAUUGUCUCCUCGAAGAAGUUAUACUCGCUGAGAACAGCAACCAAAUCGUCCUGCCCCAGGACGAGGGACUUCUUCUCGCCAGUGAAAGAGAGUGCGAUUUUCAGCCUUUGUCACCGACGGUUACGGAUACCAUCAAACUGGAAGCUACUCCGAUUGGUUGUCCUUUGACGGAGGAUUCGUCCUUCGGGCUGACCUACCAAUGUCGUUGGCUGGACUGCGGCUGUGCUUUUCCGGAACAGGCGAGUCUGGUGCGACACAUUGAAAGGCGACACGUCGAAUCAUCUUCGUCCGGAGCUCACAGUCAUAGUAAAAGAAUGCAGCGGGAUUCAACUUCCGGUGAAACGGGCGCCGUUGUGACAAAUGCUCCUCAGGACGAAUUCGCUUGUCUUUGGGAAGGUUGUCCACGUGCUCGACCUUUCAAUGCCAGAUACAAACUGCUCAUUCAUAUGCGAGUUCACAGCGGCGAAAAACCCAACAAGUGUCCGUUCGCAGGUUGUAAAAAGGCGUUCUCCAGGCUGGAGAAUUUGAAGAUCCAUCAAAGAUCGCACACUGGUGAAAGACCUUACGCUUGUCAGCACAGGGGAUGUUCGAAAGCUUUCAGUAACAGCAGCGACAGAGCCAAACACCAAAGAACGCACUACGAUACGAAACCAUACGCGUGUCAAGUAAGCGGUUGUGGAAAACGUUACACGGAUCCAUCGAGUCUACGUAAGCACGUCAAAAAUCAUUCGGAAUCCGGUCCAGGGUCAUCGAGUGGUAGAGGAUCGACUGGAAGUCAGUCUUGUAAGUCAUCAUCUUCGCGCAACUCGACUUCCUCCCAACGGAUUCAACAAAAAUCAACUGCAGCAGUGACUGUAGGAACGGGAGCUACCAGUAUUCCGUCAGGUACGAUGUUCCGAACGAGAACUUCGCAGGAUUCAGAGCUCAAUAUUAUGAACGGUCGUUACGAGGACGAGGAACUGCUUCUGUCGACUGCAAUCUGCGGAGAGGAACGAAUUCCGACCCCCUUUGACGAACGUCACAACGAGUACAUCCCUUUUGAAUCUGUGCGAAGAUUUUUAAUCGGGGACGCAACUCAUGUGGAAGUCACCGAUGCCACUGUUUACACCGAAGGCGAUGUAACGGAUUUUCAGGAACUCGGGUCGGACAUUGAACAGCAAUUUCUGGAACUGAGUAAUCUGGAUGACUCUGUAUUCAUCGGAGGAUAGUAAAUGCAG